GCUUCUCAAGGAGGGCAGGAGUUGGAAGCGACCGUUGUGAAACGUUAAAGAUUUUCUGGCAGAGGGAAAGGGAUUUUUUUUUUCUCCCUCCCUGCCGAGGAAAAAAACAGUUCUAACGAGGAGUUACUUUGUAGUUUUAACUCAUAUUCAAAUACUCCCAGCCGAGAAGCUGCCAUCGAUCCUCCCAUGGAACCCUGAUCCUGGUUUGGAGAAACUUUUCCCAGCUUGCUCUCCCUCCCUCAAAAACCUGUGUGAUGAGUUUGCAGAAGAGAGUCUUCCCAAGAAGGCAGAACGGGACUCAUGAAGUGGCAGCUAAGCCUUGUCCAGUGGCCACCCGUCAGCCAAGGGCCAGAGACCAGGAAAGGAAGAAAGGCAACUUCACUUCCCCUUUGAGGAUGGAAUCACACAGCCGCGCUGGAAAGAGCAGAAAAUCUGCAAAAUUUCGGUCCAUCUCCAGGUCCCUGAUGCUCUGUAAUGCUAAGACCAGUGACGAUGGUUCUAGCCCUGAUGAGAAAUAUCCUGAUCCCUUUGAGAUCUCCUUGGCCCAGGGCAAGGAGGGAAUUUUCCACUCAUCUGUGCAGCUGGCAGACACGUCGGAGGCUGGGCCAAGCAGCAUUCCUGAUCUAGCACUGGCCUCUGAGGCUGCUCAACUGCAAGCAGCUGGGAGUGAUCGAGGCAAGACCUGUAGGAGGAUAUUCUUCAUGAAGGAACCUUCCACAGCAUCCUCUCGAGAAAAGCCUGGAAAACUAGAAGCACAAAGUAGUAACUUCCUGUUUCCUAAAGCCUGCCACCAAAGGGCACGCAGCAACUCAACCAGUGUUAAUCCCUAUUGCACGGGAGAAAGUGAUUUUCCAACGACCAAGAAAUCCGCAGCAUCCACAGACAGGCAGCCUUAUUCCCUCUGCAGUAACAGGAAGUCUCUCUCUCAACAGCUGGCCUGUUCAGCAGGAAAGGCUGCGGGCACUGCAAGGCCGACACGGUCCCUGAGCACAGCUCAGCUCGUGCAGCCGUCCGGGGGCCUCCAGGCUUCUGUCAUCUCCAACAUCGUGCUGAUGAAAGGCCAGGCUAAGGGCCUGGGCUUCAGUAUCGUUGGAGGAAAAGACAGCAUUUAUGGCCCCAUUGGGAUUUACGUCAAAACCAUUUUUGCAGGGGGAGCAGCCGCCGCCGAUGGAAGGCUACAGGAAGGUAGGCUUCCCAGCGCUUUUCAGACCUCGAGCUGCGUUUCCUUCAACAGUAUUUCUUCAUCUCACCCUGCAUUGCUUCUGGAUGUUGCCGCCCUCUCUCUUUCCUUUCAGCAAGCCAAAAAGGGGCUCCUCACCCUCACCGUGAGAACCCGCCUGAUGGCGCCCCCUUCCCCGUGCAGCCACCUGUCUCCCGCGCUGUGCCGCUCCCUGAGCUCCAGCACUUGUAUCACCAAGGACAGCAGCUCCUUCGCCUUGGAAAGCCCCUCGGCCCCCGUCAGUGCCGCCAAGCCCAAUUACAGAAUCAUGGUGGAGGUUUCUCUGCAGAAAGAGGCUGGCGUGGGCCUGGGCAUCGGCCUGUGCAGUGUGCCCUACUUCCAGUGCAUCUCCGGCAUCUUCGUCCACACGCUGUCUCCGGGAUCCGUGGCGCAUCUGGACGGACGCCUCCGAUGUGGGGAUGAGCUUGUGGAAAUCAGUGAUUCCCCUGUGCACUGCAUGACACUCAACGAAGUCUACACCAUCCUGAGUCACUGUGAUCCUGGUCCCAUCCCCAUCACCGUCAGCCGACAUCCAGACCCACAGGUCUCUGAACAGCAACUCAAAGAAGCUGUGGCCCAGGCGGUGGAAAACAGCAAGUUUGGAAAGGAGAGGCAUCAGUGGAGUCUGGAAGGUGUCAAAAGGCUGGAAAGCAGUUGGCACGGGCGGCCUACCAUGGAGAAGGAACAAGAGAAGAACUCAGCGCCCCCGCAUCGCAGGGCUCAGAAGAUCAUGGUCCGCUCCAGCAGUGACAGCAGCUACAUGUCUGGGUCCCCGGGGGGAAGUCCUGGGGGUGGCAGUGCUGAGAAGCCGUCCUCCGACGUGGACAUCAGCACUCACAGCCCCAGCCUGCCCCUGGCACGGGAGCCAGGGGUGCUUUCUGUAGCAUCCUCCAGACUGCCCCAGGAGAGCCCGCCCCUCCGAGAGAACCGGGACAGCCACCCUCCGCUGAGACUAAAGAAAUCCUUUGAGAUUUUGGUGAGAAAGCCUACGUCCUCCAAGCCCAAGCCUCCACCCAGAAAAUACUUUAAAAGUGACAGUGACCCUCAGAAGAGUUUGGAAGAGAGAGAGAACUCCUCAUGCACAUCUGGACACACCCUGCCCACCUGUGGCCAGGAAGCCAGAGAGCUGCUGCCACUGCUGCUGCCACAGGAAGACACGGCAGGGAGAAGCCCUAGUGCCUCUGCCAGCUGCCCAGGACCUGGUGUCGGCCCACAGACCACGUUCUCCACAGAGGGCGAGCCAGGACAGAGAAGAGCCAGCCCAGUGACCCAAACAUCCCCGAUAAAACACCCGCUGCUUAAGAGGCAGGCUCGGAUGGACUAUAGCUUUGAUACCACAGCCGAAGACCCUUGGGUUAGAAUUUCCGACUGCAUCAAAAACUUAUUUAGCCCCAUCAUGACUGAGAACCAUAGCCACAUGCGUCUCCAGCACAAUGCCAGCCUGAGUGAAGACGAUGGGACGCAGGGCCACCCAGAUGGGACCCCACCAAAGCUGGAGACGGCCAAUGGCACUCCCAAAGUUUACAGGCCAGCAGACAGCAGCACUGUGAAGAAGGGUCCCCCAGUGGCUCCCAAGCCAGCCUGGUUUCGUCAAAGCUUGAAAGGUUUGAGGAGUCGUGCUUCCGACCCAAGAAGGCCCCCGGAUCCUGCCUUGUCUGCCCAGCCAGCACCUGCUUCCAGGGAGCACCCAGGACCACACACCCAGGCUUCCUCCUCCUCCUCCUCCUCCAUCAAGCAGAGAAUCAGCUCCUUCGAGACCUUUGGCUCCUCUCAACGGCCUGACAAAGGAGCCCAGAGACUAAGCCUACAGCUCUCCUCUGGGGAGGCAACAAAACCUGUUGGGAAGCAUGAGGGAGGUCGGCUUCCUGGACUCUGGGGCCGAGGGGCUGCACCCACUCUUGCACCCCAGAAGACUGAGCAAGUGCUGCCCUCGGGGUCUCCUGCAGCCUCCGAGGCCAGAGACCCAGGUGUGUCCGAGUCCCCUCCCCCAGGGCGGCAGCCCAGUGAGAAAACUCUUCCUCCUGGCCCGGACCCGCUCCUAAGGCUACUGUCAACACAGACUGAGGAAUCUCGAGGCCCAGUGCUCAAGAUGCCAAGCCAGCGAGCACGGAGCUUCCCCCUGACCAGGUCCCAGUCUUGUGAGACGAAGGUACUUGAUGAAAAGACCAGCAAACUCUACUCUAUCAGCAACCAAGUGUCAUCAGCUGUCAUGAAAUCCUUGCUGUGCCUCCCGUCUUCUAUCUCCUGGGGCCAGGCUCCCUGCAUCCCCAAGGAAGGGGCAUCUCCAACAUCAUCAUCCAACGAAGACCCAGCUGCAAAUGGUUUGGCUGAAACAUCUGCCUCGGACAUGGGGUUCUCGCUCAACCUUUCAGAGCUGAGAGAAUAUACAGAGGGUCUCUCAGAGGCCAAGGAAGCUGAUGAUGGGGACCACUGCUCCCCUCAGUCUGGUCAGUCUGUCAUCUCCCUGCUGAGCACAGAGGAAUUAAAAAAACUCAUCGAGGAGGUGAAGGACCUGGAUGAAGCAACAUUAAAGCAGUUAGACAGCAUUCACGUCACCAUCUUACACAAGCAGGAAGGUGCUGGUCUUGGGUUCAGCUUGGCAGGAGGAGCAGAUCUAGAAAACAAAGUGAUUACGGUUCACAGAGUGUUUCCAAACGGGCUGGCCUCCCAGGAAGGGACUAUUCAGAAGGGCAGUGAGGUUCUUUCCAUCAACGGCAAGUCUCUCAAGGGGACCACGCACAAUGACGCCCUGGCCAUCCUCCGCCAAGCUCGCGAGCCCAGGCAAGCUGUGAUUGUCACAAGGAAGCAGACUCCAGAGACCGUGCCCGACCUCAACUCCUCCACCGACUCUGCAGCCUCAACCUCUGCAGCCAGUGAUGUUUCUGUAGAUUCUACAGCAGAGGCCACAGUCUGCACGGUGACACUGGAGAAGAUGUCUGGAGGGCUGGGCUUCAGCCUGGAAGGAGGGAAGGGCUCGCUGCAGGGAGACAAGCCUCUCACCAUUAACAGGAUUUUCAAAGGUAUGGGGCGUGUUUGGUUCUUUGCGUGCUCUCCAGUUGUGGGCAUGUGACCAGGCCCCCAAAAGGCUUCUGGGCACCUUCUGGGCAUCUUCUGAACUAUGUUGGUUUCCCACAACCCCAUCGUCUUCAUACGCAUGCUGGUCUUUUUAGGGCUCGAUUCUGCUUUUUCUACUUUUGCUCCUUUGCCCAGACAUCCCCUCAGCCUGCCUCUGUUUUCAAGGGUCCUCAUAAGCACCUAAGUCCUGGACUUGUUCAGGUUGGCAGGGCAGGACUCUAGAGUGAGGCAGUGAGGCACUGGCCUGUGGUAUAAAUUUUAAAGGGGUACCAAAAUACUUGGUAACCCAGAUCAAUGCGAUUUUAAUGCAGUGUUUUUAAAAAAUUAGUUUUAGGCUGGGCGCGGUGGCUCACACCUGCAAUUCCAGCACUUUGGGAGGCCAAGGUGGGAAGAUCACAUGGUCAGGAGUUCCAGACCAGC
Molecule: messenger RNA, 4714 nt
Organism: Cebus imitator (Panamanian white-faced capuchin)
Lineage: Eukaryota; Metazoa; Chordata; Mammalia; Primates; Cebidae
Gene: IL16
Product: interleukin 16
Exons: 17
Coding region: 255-4289 (1344 amino acids)
Biological process (GO): induction of positive chemotaxis; leukocyte chemotaxis
Molecular function (GO): CD4 receptor binding; cytokine activity
Source: RefSeq, a predicted model, not a curated record